UUCAUCAUGGUUAAAAAUGUGUUCUUAUGAAGUAUAUUUUGGUCUCCAAUCUAUUGUGUACAACAUCCAAUUUCCAUAUGACCACAUUCAGGGUUUUCUCCAGGUUUUUAUUUAGCAGGCAUUGAUAAAAAAAAAAAAUCUGAAUAGUACAAAGAUGAAUAGUUUCCCUGGGAAGCCAUCUACCUGUAACAUUGCUCUCCUCCUUUGUUUAAUUCCAUUGUAGAUACCUGAUAAAAACCCUCUGUCUUUGUAUUACCUCUAUCCGGUUUUAUGAUAUUUGUCAGUAACUGGCUCAAAAAAAUCUGAUGUCUAGGAAAAGUUUCCAUUUCAUUUGCAUUUCCCCCCAGGUGCACAUAGACUGGAAUGGGGAAAUACGUUGAUGUCAUCACUAUGAAAAUUUGAAGAAUCCAUUUUAAUAUUUCCACUUCAUUGGUACAGCUGUCUUGUGUUGGUUGUCAGUGAAAGUGAAACGUCACUGCUUAUGUAUUUUUGACAUCUAUGACGUUAUCGAAAAAAAAAUAUUAUUGUCAAAUGCCAAACCGUCACAUAAGCUUAUUUUAAGCGGUUAGUUGUGUCUAGUUAUUUUAUUGAGUCCUUUGGAAAUAACUGUUUUUGAUACGGUAGGCAACUGAAUUAUCUAAACAUCCAGCCGUGUGUAAAGCAAACCAAGUAAGAGGUAAGGUAGCCUAGAAAGGGUAUGCAUAUAAUUUACAGACAAAUUAUUAAUUAAUUUAUCUUCCGUAAUACGUUUUGUUUAUCUGCUGUGGAAAUGAAAAGAAUCAUAGGCAACUACAUACCAGAAAGAAUAGGCCUUUAGGACCUUGCGGUUUUGCGUCCAACUAAACUGUUUCCAUAGCAGUAUCAGACAAACCCCAGAGAUAACUUCGUCAACUAGAUGUCGACUGCGUGUAGCCCAGUGUUCCUAUUUAACACAGUUAACUUUUUAAAUUAUCAUUUCUUUCAUUUUAAAUAAUUUAUCAUCAUGAUUUUCCGUUGCUUUCCUGUUUCCUCAUGUAGUUUGAAAAUCUUUCGUCAGGUGAGCUGAAAAGUCACCUGCCAGACUAGUUAAGGCAACCUGAAAUAAUGGAAGAGCGCAUUCAGCAUCCAAGAAGUGCGAGUCUAGCAAAGUGAGUGUGCCCUUGAGAUUGGACGCUGAUGAACAGUGAAAAGAUGAGCUGCUGUGCGCGGCACCUGAGGCGGACCGGCCCGGCCCACGCGGGCAACGGCAACGAGCUGGUGACGGAAGCACCGCUCUCGCGCCAGAAUGGCUGGUCCCUGCCCCCCCAGACCCCACAGUUGGUGGCCUGGUCCACCUACACCUUCUUCGUUAUCGUUGGCUUUGGCAUCUACAUACCACUGCUGCCCUCUCCAUGGAAGUGGGUGGCAUAUGGUCUGAUUGGUGCCGCCUUCUUUCUGCACCUGGUUACCCAUAUUGCAUCUGUGUCUAUAGACCCAGCUGACCCCAGUGUCCGUGUCAAGAACUACUCCAGUCCCACACCGAUUUAUGAUAAACACAAACACGCCCAUGUCAUCCACAACCAACAUUGCUACCUCUGUGAGGUUGACGUAGGACCUAAAGUUAAACACUGCCGCACUUGCAACAAGUGUGUUGCAGACUUUGACCACCACUGCAAAUGGCUCAACAACUGUGUAGGAGGGAGGAACUACUGGUUUUUCUUUACGACCGUUUUGACUGCAUUCAUCGGGUUGUUUCUGCUGGUUCUCAUUGUUCUGUUCGUCUUCAUCGAGCACUUUGUGAACCCAGCCGUUCUCCGUACCGCCCCUCAGUUUCAAAGUGUGAAGGACAAUUCGACAUGGCUCGUGUUUCUGCCGUUGGCUCCAGUGGAAACCAGCUCUGCUGGUCUGUUGACGGUGGCCGCCUUUACCUUCCUGCUGGGGGGGUUUUGCCUGAUGCUCUUGGCCCACUUACUUGGAUUUCAUUUCUAUCUCUUGUGGAACAAGAUGAGCACAUUUGAGCACAUAGUGAAAAAGCGGCAGGAACAGAGCUCUCAGGAUGUUGAAUCGGGGGUCAAGCAACCCUCACCCAAGAUUGAAGUAUCGACUAAGAAACAGACUCGUUCUAAAUCUACUGACUGUGAAUCAGCCAUACCCCGUCAUACCAGCCUAUUCAGAUACGCUGACGAGAAACAACUAGGCUCUCACCUCACUGAGGUCAUUUGUUCAGAGAUGAAGCAUAUUAAGCCAUCAUCAUCUGGUGUGGACCGCGUUUACCACAGUACUAAACAGAAGAAACCAGGUGAGGUGACCCUUCAUGACUCAGAGAAACAGAAGGUGGCGAGUGCCGAGCAUGGGAGAGAGAAGUCAGUGGAGGGGAUCCCUGUUGUCCAGGACCCCCUGGGCAGCUCCGCCAUGAGCACCGCAGCGGUCGAGCAGCAGCUGAGAACGGACGCCAGGUCAGAGUCUGCCCUCUCCAGCAGUGAAGGGGCCGGCGGGGAGGGGCCUCCGCUCGACAGGAAGUCCUGCUGACCUGGAGCAGGCGAGGGUUAUUUGAGAAUGGACAUAACUGCUGGGCCUGGAUUUGAACUUUGGACUGGACUGGAUUUGGAUUUAUAUGGAUGAAGAUAUUUUUGCACACUGGAUUAUUGGACGUUUUCAUGGAGAGAAGUGAAGUUUGAGCUGAUCUUUUCGAGCACGGAUUAUGGACACUGGCUGGACCCGUCUUGCACAUUCAUUUUUUAAAUGUAUGCACACUUGAAUACUUUUAUUUAGAUAAUAAAAAAAUAAAUGAAUGUCUUAACAUUAA
This is a messenger RNA of Clupea harengus (Atlantic herring), 2764 nucleotides long. It is a transcript of the gene zdhhc11, whose product is annotated as zDHHC palmitoyltransferase 11. The record is from RefSeq and is a predicted model, not a curated record. Gene Ontology annotation, biological process: peptidyl-L-cysteine S-palmitoylation; protein targeting to membrane. Gene Ontology annotation, molecular function: protein-cysteine S-palmitoyltransferase activity. Gene Ontology annotation, cellular component: endoplasmic reticulum; Golgi apparatus. Lineage: Eukaryota; Metazoa; Chordata; Actinopteri; Clupeiformes; Clupeidae.